Triticum dicoccoides is the source of this 1089-nucleotide messenger RNA. RefSeq lists its product as uncharacterized. The coding region runs from base 1 to 1089 and encodes 362 amino acids. The transcript has 4 exons. The record is from RefSeq and is a predicted model, not a curated record. NCBI's taxonomy places the organism in Eukaryota, Viridiplantae, Streptophyta, Magnoliopsida, Poales, Poaceae.
AUGAAGAAGCCCAACGAUGGAGAUGAUCCGAAGCUGAUACACGUCAAGGAUGGAAUCCAAUGGAGAGCGUUGAACGGCUUUUAUCGGUAUUUCAAGUGUGAUGCAAGGAACAUCAAAGAGAGGAAGAACGCUCGACGCCAUGGCGGUUCCAAGCAUGGACGUCAGUCAAUCGAUCGAGGAAGAGAUGCCGGAUUUCUUCUUCUGUGGGACGACUACUUCAAAGAAGUCCCUCGCUUUCCCGAACAUUUGUUUCGACGAAGAUUUAGGAUGUCGCGUACUUUGUUCAACCGCAUAGCUGAUGGUAUACUUGAGCAUGACUAUGAUGAUUAUUUUACACAAAAAAGAAGUGCUUCUGGAGCUCUUGGGUUAUAUCCUUUGCAAAAGAUCACCGCGGCGAUGCGGAUACUAACAUAUGGAGUAGCAGCUGAUUAUGUUGAUGAGUACAUCCGGUCCGCUGAGUCUACAAAUUUAGAGUCUUGCAAGAAAUUUGUGAUCAAAAUUUGUGAAGUUUUUGGGGAAAAGUACCUGAGAUCUCCAAAUGAAGAAGACAUUGCUAGGUUACUUGCAAUAGGGGAGGAAAGAGGAUUUCCCGCCGAAGGCCAAACUCCUCCAGUGAAUUAUAGCAUCAAUGACCAUCAGUACACAAUGGGGUAUUACCUUGCAGAUGGUAUCUAUCCACGGUGGGCAACAUUUGUGAAGAGCAUACCAGCUCCAACUAGCAGAAAGCAUAAAACUUUUGCCAAGAAGCAAGAGGGGGCUAGGAAAGAUGUGGAACGAGCUUUUCGAGUUCUGCAAUCCCGUUUUGCCAUUGUUCGUGGACCUGCUAAAGGAUGGAAACGUAAAGAAAUCACUGAUGUCAUGAAAGCUUGUGUCAUAAUGCACAAUAUGGUAGUUGAAGAGGAGCGACAAACUGGUCGGCAAAGCUGCACUUUUGAGGCAAUGGGAGAAAGAGUCACAGUCUCUCGUACUCAUGCGGAAGAACUGAGCUCUUUUAUUCAGAUGACUCAUCGGAUUAGAAAUUUCGAUGAACAUGGUCAGCUUAAACUUGAUCUAAUUGACCAUGUGUGCCAAAAGUUUGGAAACGAGUAA